Molecule: messenger RNA, 4305 nt
Organism: Eremothecium cymbalariae DBVPG#7215
Lineage: Eukaryota; Fungi; Ascomycota; Saccharomycetes; Saccharomycetales; Saccharomycetaceae
Gene: HSL1
Product: protein kinase HSL1
Exons: 1
Coding region: 1-4305 (1434 amino acids)
Biological process (GO): intracellular signal transduction; protein phosphorylation
Cellular component (GO): cytoplasm
Molecular function (GO): protein serine/threonine kinase activity; ATP binding
Source: RefSeq, a predicted model, not a curated record
AUGACAGUUGCUAAGCAGACGGGUAUUAGUAUGGGCAAUGCUCGUGCUGGGACACGUAAUACGGAUGAGCAUAUCGAUCAGGUGGUGCAAUCUGUGUCGGAUGCAACCAAGAGGUUGUCUCAGAUUUCAAAUGCUAGUACGACGGUAAGAAAGACGGGGAAGAAGAAGAACAGGGAUACCGUGGGGCCCUGGAAGCUGGGAAAGACUCUGGGUAAAGGUUCUUCGGGUAGGGUUCGUUUAGCAAAGAAUAUGGAGACAGGGAAGCUUGCUGCGAUUAAGAUUGUUCCGAAAAGGAAUGUCCGUCACAAUAAUACGCAGUUGACGUCGUUACCAUAUGGGAUCGAGAGGGAGAUUAUCAUUAUGAAGUUGAUUUCCCAUCCCAAUGUGAUGGCUCUCUAUGAGGUGUGGGAAAACAAGCCAGAACUGUACUUAGUUUUAGAGUAUGUUGAAGGAGGUGAGUUGUUUGAUUACUUGAUCUCAAGAGGGAAGUUGCCAGAACAAGAGGCUGUGCACUAUUUCAAACAGAUUGUACAAGGUGUGUCCUAUUGUCAUCAUUUCAACAUCUGCCAUCGUGAUUUAAAGCCUGAGAAUUUACUUCUAGAUAAGAAGAAUCUCAGUGUAAAGAUCGCAGACUUUGGAAUGGCAGCGCUGGAGACUACUGAUAAGUUACUGGAAACAUCUUGUGGUUCCCCACACUAUGCAUCACCCGAAAUCGUGAUGGGCCAAAAAUAUCAUGGCUCCCCAAGUGAUGUUUGGUCCUGUGGCAUUAUCUUGUUUGCUCUUCUUACGGGGCACUUACCGUUCAACGAUGACAACGUUAAAAAGCUAUUAUUGAAGGUGCAGUCUGGGAAGUACCAAAUGCCACAAAACAUAUCUAACGAAGCAAAAGACUUAAUAGCCAAGAUCCUGAUUGUGGAUCCUGCCAUGAGAAUUACUAUUGAUGAAGUUUUAGAACAUCCGCUGUUGCUUAAGUACCAAAAGACGCGUAGUAAGUCCAGUUCUAAUCUUCAUGCGUUAGAUAGUACUCCUAAUAUAGUAGUUUUGGAGUCUGAGGAUAAGAUUGAUGAAAGCAUUCUAAGUAAUUUACAAAUCUUGUGGCAUGGUGCACCUAAGGAAUAUUUAACUGGAAAGUUGCUUCAACAAGGAUUUACAGAAGAAAAAUUGUUUUACUCCUUAUUGUUAAGAUAUCAAGAGAGACAAAAACUUCCAGAGGCUUCCCAACCGAAGCCUCUCAGUUCUUUGGCACCUCUCAGGAAAACUGGUUCAUCGAAUGCUGAUACCCCACAACUUGGUGUCCUUAGUGCACCAAGAAUUGUACAGAAAUCCCAGUUUUCAGUUAAUACAUUAGCAAAAUCUCCUAAGAAAACGCGGGAAGGUUAUGUUGCUUCCUCUUCCAGGGUUUUCAAGCAUAGCGUAUCGAGGAGAUCAUUGCAUGUAUCUCCUUCAUCAAUGAAGAAUUCUGCUUCCAGCAGAUCUUUAAAGAGUUCUUCAUCCAGAAUGCGUCUCAACUCACCUUGCAAACAACCCAGUUCUCCGUCAAAGCCUGCAACAUCCCCAGGCAAAAGAAGAACAUUGCACAAUUCUGCUUCUAAGAGGUCUUUGUAUUCUUUGAGUUCGAUUUCGAAGCGUUCUUUGAACUUGAAUGAAUUUCUUCAAGAUCGUCCCGGUAGUAAAACACCUCCAUUACCUUCAACACCCUUCCAGUUUACUGAUAAUGAAGAACAAAAGACUACAACAGCCGCCAUAAAUGAAGCUAAGAAAAUUGCUAAGAAAACAAUCUAUACUUCAGUUUUGGAUGAUUUCCAGGUGAGUGGAUCUGGUAAUAUUUCUUCUCUUCCUCCUGUCAAUAAGCAUCCAAUGUCUGCGGCUCCAAUUGUGCAGCCGGCAUUUAUGUUUGGCGUUGGGACAGGUCCUGUAUCUAAUCGUGCCAGUGCUAAUUCAUUAUCCAGGCCUUCUUUGAAUAGUCGUCCAAGUUAUCAGAGCUUCCGUGCCAAUUCUCGUUCUUCAGCACGUAAAGAAUUUUCACCUAGAGAAUCUUCAAGUGUUUAUGAUGCUACAAAUUCUAACUUAAGGCAAGGAACUGAUAAAUCCAAUAUGAGCACCGAAGAAUUUUUAAAUACAAAGCCUGUUAUGGAGAAGAUACAGAGUAGAGAUUUAUCUUUAGAUAGACGUUUAAAGAUCUCAUCUCCCUUAGCAAGUGUCGCAGGCAAACAUGGUGGAGUUUCUUUGGAUCCGCGUCGCAGUGCACCAGAUCCUCCCAAAACAAUCGAAAACUUGUUACGUAGGUACAGUAUUUCAAACUCACUGAAGUCAAAAUCAUCACUUAAGAAAAAGAGAGAUAGCGGAGCAUGGUCAAUUACAGGUAAAUCUAUAUUCCAAGAUUUGGGAGAACUACCAGAAGAGAAUGAACACGUUAAAAAAGUUGAAACGAGAUCCAGUAUUGAUGAAUACAGACAGGCUCUGACCGCUGUAGAAGUUGCAAAAAGUACACCUGUCACAGAUUCUAGCAUUUUGGCUCAAUCUAGUUCUAUACAUUCCAAUUCUCGUGGAUCCGAUGGUGAUCAUAAAGCGGGUGCAGUUGAAAGAAUACAAAUAGAUCCCGUGGAUUCAGAGAAUACAACACUGGAGCUUAAUAGUCGAAGUCCCAAUGGGUUACUCAAAAUGCCAUCAUCAUUCUUGCAUUCUUCAAACACCUUUGCAAAUCUAAACGACUUCAUAUCUAAUAUGAACGAGGAUCAUGAUCCUAAUAAUAACAAAGCAAGCAAGAUGGAUGUUGAAGUUUGCAAUAAGCCUACUUCAGAUUCAGUUAUGAAGCAUAAUUUGCGCACACUGACUUCAGGGGAUCAUUUAAAUACUUCAUUAACCCGCCGAGAAAGUAAGAAUAGUAUACAACAUGAUUUACGUUCCAAUUUUUCAGAUCUUUCUUGUGUUGUCGAUUUACCAAUAUACACUUACACUGCUCGUGCCAUUACAAUUUCGCCUGCAAAUCAAAAUGUCUUGAAUAUAUCGCCUGUCGAACAGUUCUACAGUGAAGAUAUGUUGGACCCUAAGAAUUCCAAAGAGCAGUUGCUGUCAGCCGUAAAGUUAAAACCUAGCUUCCGUAUUCCGCACCGACAAGUAACUGAGGAGGGGACAGACAAAACGAUUAUGACUCAAGAAGGCGAAUCAGUUAAUAUAUUCGAAGAUGCACCUGAGGACGAAGGGUCCUUAACCACAAGUUCUAGUGGCUCAGUGCCAAAUGUUCAUCGCAAAGCUGUUUCAAUUGAUACACUGAAUACGACUUUCGUGCUAGCACCCACUGUAGACAUAAGAACAAGCUUGUACGUUAAUGGCAGCUCCACUUUGCCAAGAGAGACUACAGAGGAAAUAAUUUCUAAAUUCAAGCUCUCACCAGAAAGAAUGCAAAGCAAUACCAAGAACGCUCAAAGAUACUCUUACCAGAUGACGUGGAGUCGUAGUAUGGUUUCAAUGUUCAAGGAUCUAGACAACGAGAUCCGUAUAAUUGAAGAGCCGGAGGGUUCUGAAACUAUGAAUAUAUUAUCCAAGGGUGUAAGAUCUUUAAAUGUGCUCGAACCACCGAUAGAAGAACAAAGGAUAGCUGUGGCUGAUAUUGACGAUAAUCAAAAGGAAGGACAGAACAUAAAACGGGUUACCAUGUUAUUUGAUGAAUAUGAACCGCAAAACGUAUUUAAAAGAUCACCAGUGAAGGCAUCAAAAGAAGAUACUGUAGUUUCAAAGCCUAUGAAAAGGCAAUCCCCUGUACCAUUGCCAAUUGAUAACGGCAACACUGGUUUUGGAAAUGCUAGUGGUGCAGUUUUGACUCCAAUUGUAGAAUCGCCUAUUGAACCUUUAACAGCCAAUACUACUGCUAGAAAACAUGCACAAGGAAGUUCGAGCAAUAAGCCAACUCAUGCGUCUGAUGGGUUGAAGAGAUCAAAGGGAAACUGGCUUACACGUUUAUUACAUUCCUUUUCCAAACCUAGAACUUUAUGUCAGAUACAUUACACAGAAUUAACAUUUGAUGAGGUGAAUCUUUUAAUUUUACAGAAAAUUGGACAUAGCGACAUUGAUUUCGAAUUAAAAUACAUAGAACGCAGAAAAGGCAAGCAAAAGAUCGAAUACGAAUGCUGGUUUACUGAUGGUUCUUUUAAGCACAAAAUUAAUAUAUUUGGAGAAAAUUCCACACCGACAACAGUUCACAUUAAACAUAAAAGCAAAAAUAAUAAUGAAGAGACAUUUUCAAAAUUAAACGAGGAAAUUGUAACUUUAAUCAAGAAGGAGGAGGUUAAACAAGCUGUAAAAUAG